This is a messenger RNA of Phyllostomus discolor (pale spear-nosed bat), 875 nucleotides long. It is a transcript of the gene NT5C, whose product is annotated as 5', 3'-nucleotidase, cytosolic. Gene Ontology annotation, biological process: pyrimidine deoxyribonucleotide catabolic process. Lineage: Eukaryota; Metazoa; Chordata; Mammalia; Chiroptera; Phyllostomidae. The transcript is spliced from 5 exons. Gene Ontology annotation, molecular function: 5'-nucleotidase activity. The record is from RefSeq and is a predicted model, not a curated record. Bases 16 to 672 code for a protein of 218 amino acids.
CCUGGUGCUCCCGCAAUGGCGAUGGUGACGGCGACAGCAGCGGCGGUGCGGCACGGCGGGCGGCCCGUGCGGGUGCUGGUGGACAUGGACGGCGUGCUGGCCGACUUCGAGGCCGGGCUCCUGCGGGCGUUCUGCCGCCGCUUCCCUGGGGAGCCGCACGUGCCCCUGGCCGAGCGCCGCGGCUUCUUCGCUCGGGAGCAGUACCGAGCCCUGCGGCCGGACCUGGCGGACAAAGUCGCCAGUGUGUAUGAAGCCCCCGGCUUUUUCCUGGACCUGGAACCCAUCCCUGGAGCCGUGGAAGCCAUGCAGCAGAUGAACGCCCUGAAGGACACCGAGGUCUUCAUCUGCACCAGCCCUCUGCUGAAGUUUGACCACUGUGUGGGAGAGAAGUACCGCUGGGUGGAGAAGCACCUGGGGCCCCAGUUUGUGGAGCGCAUCAUCAUGACGAGGGACAAGACGGUGGUCUUGGGGGACCUGCUCAUUGAUGACAAGGACACCAUUCAAGGCCAAGAGGAGACCCCAAGCUGGGAGCACAUCUUGUUCACCUGUUGCCACAACCAGCACCUGGCCCUGCCCCCCACCAGGAGACGGCUGCUCUCCUGGAGUGACAACUGGAGGGAGAUCAUAGACAGCAAGCGGCGACUGGGGCCCAGGGCCGAGGACGGGAGCUGAAGGAAGGGGAGGCUGGCCAGCAGGGAGCCCCAGCUGAGCGGAGUGACAGGGCAGCAUGUGGCAGUGAGCCCAGCACUGGGGAGCAGGGAGACACGGUAACCUCUCCUCUCAGGCCGGCCACCUGGCACCUCCCGAGAUGGCUGGUGUGGAAGCACGCUGGGCGAUCAGUCAGGAACCUUUGAAUAAAAAACACUUGGCUCAUU